Molecule: messenger RNA, 1083 nt
Organism: Carica papaya (papaya)
Lineage: Eukaryota; Viridiplantae; Streptophyta; Magnoliopsida; Brassicales; Caricaceae
Product: Transducin/WD40 repeat-like superfamily protein
Biological process (GO): mRNA splicing, via spliceosome
Cellular component (GO): catalytic step 2 spliceosome
Molecular function (GO): protein binding
Source: RefSeq, a predicted model, not a curated record
AAUAGGUGAAUAGUUAGGACGCACGUCAUCGAAACUCCGGAGCAGGGAAGAUGAGCAUAUCAGAUUCAGAACUGCCGAGGAAGGAGGCCAACGUCCUCAAAGGGCACGAAGGUGCUGUUCUAGCCGCUCGAUUCAACGCCGACGGCAAUUAUUGCCUGAGCUGCGGCAAGGACCGUACUAUUCGCCUUUGGAACCCUCAUCGUGGCAUCCACAUCAAGACCUACAAAUCCCAUGGCCGUGAGGUCCGCGACGUUCAUGUCACCUCGGACAACUCCAAAUUCUGCUCAUGUGGUGGCGACAGGCAGAUAUUUUAUUGGGAUGUAGCAACCGGCCGUGUAAUUCGCAAGUUUCGUGGUCACGAUGGGGAGGUAAAUGCAGUGAAGUUUAAUGAGUAUGCAGGUGUCGUAGUAUCAGCAGGCUAUGAUCAAUCACUGCGUGUUUGGGACUGCAGAUCCCACAGCACUGAACCUAUACAGAUAAUUGAUUCAUUUUCAGACACAGUCAUGUCUGUUUGCAUAACAAAGACUGAAUUAAUUGGUGGGAGUGUUGAUGGAACCGUUCGAACAUUUGAUAUAAGGAUUGGUAGAGAAAUAUCAGAUGACUUGGGACAGCCAGUUAACUGUAUCUCAAUGUCAAAUGAUGGUAACUGCAUAUUAGCCGGUUGCUUGGAUUCUACCUUACGGCUUCUGGACAGGUCUACUGGAGAACUAUUGCAAGAGUAUAAGGGCCACACUUGCAAGUCAUUCAAAAUGGACUGCUGCCUUACAAACACUGAUGCUCACAUUACUUGUGGAUCCGAGGAUGGUUCAAUUUUCUUCUGGGAUUUGGUAGAUGCAUCUGUAGUGUCAAAAUUUCGGGCUCAUGCUUCGGUGAUAACAAGUGUGAGUUAUCACCCAAAGGACACUUGUAUGAUAACUGCCUCUGUUGAUGGCACUAUUCGGGUUUGGAAGGUAUGAGAACCUAAAACUAUUUGGUAUUGCCCUACUCUGACACUGUUGUUGAAAGGAUUUGAAAAUUCUAUAUAUAUAUCUGCUGUAAAUUAUUUUAUGGGAUAUUUAGUUUUGCGAACAUUUUAUGGGUCAA